This is a messenger RNA of Cucumis melo (muskmelon), 785 nucleotides long. RefSeq names its product arabinogalactan protein 41. Bases 389 to 592 code for a protein of 67 amino acids. The transcript is spliced from 2 exons. The record is from RefSeq and is a predicted model, not a curated record. Lineage: Eukaryota; Viridiplantae; Streptophyta; Magnoliopsida; Cucurbitales; Cucurbitaceae.
AUUUCAAAUUAUAACACAAAAACAGAAGGGAAGCAUGAUUGUUUAAACACAAUCAUAAACAGCCAAAAGAUUGGUGUAAAGGGUUCCAGCACAAAAGAAAAAAGAAGCCAAAAAUAGUCAAGAAACUUUGCCAGCAAAGGAUUGAGUUCCAGCACAAUCAACUAACAGUCUGUCUAUCCAGCACAGCAAAAGCAUAAAAAAUAAGGAAUCUUUACAAAGAGAGAAUGAAGAAUCACAUGGCUUUGCUUGGAUUCCCAAAGCUUACGGUUCAAACAUAAACAGUAUUAAAUCCCCAAUUCCUCCAUUUCCAUUCUCCUCAUUCAUAACCUUCGCAUUUCUUCUUCUUGUUCUUCUGUCUCUCUCUAGGGUUCUUCUGAGAGAGACAGAGAUGGCUGUUUUGAGGGCUUCUUGUUUUGGAAUCUAUGCUGCUGUGCUUAUUGCUGUCUUUUAUGUCCUUGCUCUGUCUGUAUCUUCAGCUGAACUUUCUUCUUCUCCAGCUCCAGCUCCAACUAGCGAUGGAACCACAAUAGACCAAGGAAUAGCAUAUGUUCUAAUGCUGGUGGCUUUAGUGCUAACGUACAUCAUCCAUUGAAAAAACAGAAGAACAAUUACCUAUGAGUUUCUUUAUUUUCAAGUCUAUGAGAUGAAAGGAAAGAGGGUGUGGUUGUCUUAUUCUAUAUAUUUGCCAUUUUUUUUUGAAGCUUGGCAAAGGUUUCAUUUGUAGAAAGUGAUCUGUUGUAUUUGUAUUAUAAUUUAUUUAUAUAUUUUUCAUUCUUUUUCUUCAA